Messenger RNA from Sphaeramia orbicularis (orbiculate cardinalfish), 741 nucleotides. It is a transcript of the gene grxcr1b, whose product is annotated as glutaredoxin and cysteine rich domain containing 1 b. The coding region runs from base 86 to 550 and encodes 154 amino acids. The record is from RefSeq and is a predicted model, not a curated record. Lineage: Eukaryota; Metazoa; Chordata; Actinopteri; Kurtiformes; Apogonidae. The transcript is spliced from 2 exons. Gene Ontology annotation, biological process: sensory perception of sound.
UGUAUCCUGCAAUGGCUUAGGCUGGAGGAGCACAUCUGGCUUUGCUGAAUGGGAUGUGAAACAUGUAAGACAAUCUUGUAUUUCAAUGGAGGGGCCAAAACUGAAACAGGAGAAACAAAAGGCCGGGAAAACAGUUAGGUUCAGAGUAGCGUCUGCCAACAGCGGCCGUGUCUUAGCGGAGGUGUUCAAGGAUGAAAAGGCCUGGUAUGGAUCUGUGUCAGACUCGGUGGACUCGGACUGCACCAGCAGCCCAGACACAGAGCAGGGGGGCUCUGUUCCCAUCAGCGAGGCCAACAGCCACCUCAAUGGUCUGGUGGUCGGAGCUGCUGUGGACGAGAAUGGCUGCGAACCCGACGAGCUGCUUCUGUACGCCAGUGCCAAGAGAGAGAUGUUCUUCAGCAACAAGCGGAUCAAUAUCUGCAGCAAAAAUGGGACGAUAAGAGGAGUGAGGAACAAAGUGAGCGCAGGCCAAGUGCUUUUCAACAACCUCUCCAACGUGUAUGCUGGUAACCUUCGUCAACAGAAAAGAAGACCUUGGGAAAAGGAGUAAAUACUACACAAAGAAAAGUAAAAAGAGGCAUGUAGCUGAUGAUCGACUCCACCGGUUCACUUAAAGUACAAGUAUCUGGUCAACUACAUUUCUUCAUACUCAAGAAUUUGUCCUUCAAAGGUCAUUGCUUUACCAGCAAACAUGUUUGUAACAGAAGCCUGGAAAUAUGGACAGAUUUUUAAUAAUUCAUG